Messenger RNA from Puccinia triticina, 1353 nucleotides. RefSeq lists its product as uncharacterized. The transcript has 8 exons. The record is from RefSeq and is a predicted model, not a curated record. NCBI's taxonomy places the organism in Eukaryota, Fungi, Basidiomycota, Pucciniomycetes, Pucciniales, Pucciniaceae. Bases 1 to 1353 code for a protein of 450 amino acids.
AUGUCUUUUGCCUUGUCGUCCAAGAGCGAGCACUCAGACGAAGAUCAUGAUCAGCCCCCAGCCAGAAACACACCAGACCCAAAUCACCGCCGCACAAACGACGCUUCUGAAGAAUCACAUGCAGGACCUAUCAGGAGAGUUCGGGGAUCUGACACAACUGCAGUGAAUCCUGGCCGUUCUGGAAGGACUCCAAGUACAGUUCCAACGCAGACGACGAGGGCGAACACUGCGCGUGGUGAGCUCAGUCGACCAGGUCUGUUACCUCCAGUUCCAGGACUCGCACAAUCCCCGGCCAUAGCAAACCCGUCACCUCGGUCGAACCCAACAAACCGCAUUUUGGAAGGCUGGCCCCACCCUGUUGCAGCCAUGAAUCACCAGGACGAACCUGUAGACGACGAGUUUGUUGACCGCAUUGAGGGCAUCUUCCAGCUGCAAGGUGCAUAUGCAGAACUUGCUGAGCAGCUGGCAUAUGUGCCCGCGCCUCGCCAAUAUGUAGUGAGUAUCUACAGCAUGCUGGCUUUCCGACAAGCAAUUGAACGGCUUAGCGGGGAGCUCCUCACUAUUCAUCGACCCCUCCCAACCGAGACAGCCACACCCGCCGCGAGGGGCUUUCACUAUGUAUCGGUCUUCAGUGACUUUGUCAAGAGGACAGCUCGCAACAUACUGAUGAGUAGAAGCUGUGCGGUAUACGGAUCCGACCAGCCCCGCAAUUCUCCUCGCCGUUCAAAGAGCUUGUUGACCUUGGUUCUAGAGGCGAUUAAUAAUCAGAACACUCAGUUUAAACGUGAUUACCUGCCGCGAGGUUACAUAGAUGGUGAGCUUGCGGCCUUGGGUAGUGUAGACACUUUUGUACGUGACAAGCUUCGUAACAGUCGGGGAAAAAUGAGGGACCUACUAUUGACCAACAUCCAUGCGGGAGCUGGCAGGGAAAUACUGCAUCCAGUUCCCACAAUCAGUGCUUUACUGGUUCAGGCGAGUUUCACACCACCCAUUGCUGGAGCAGCUGAGCUGCCAGAGCCGCAGGGGAACCAAUCUUUGUUGAAAGCACGACUUGCCUACCUGCGGAUCCAGACAAUCAUACAGUUUGCAGGCCGGGGAGGCGGGGAUGUUGGUCGGCAAUGGAAGAAUAUUGAUGAACAUCUGUGUGAAUUAUCGCUCAAGCGCCGUCCAUACCGCUCGGCUUUUUACCAGCUGGUCCUGGCCUAUGAUCAUGCCACUUUCGGGCAUGACUUGUGGACUGAGAUGGACUCGGCAAGCAUUGCUUUGCCAACCGAGGAGGAGAUUCUAGCUCGCAUGGAAGCCAACGAAUCGACCGCCGAACCGGCUUUGCCAGAUGACGCAGCUGAUUUUUGA